AUGCCCACUGUUGAGAGUGAAGCAAAAGUAAAAACCAAAGUUCGCUUUGAAGAGUUGCUCAAAGCCCACAAUGAUCUAAUACGUGAAAGGAAAAGAUUGAAGAAAAAGUUAACCAAAUCUGGAGAAAAUGUCUCUGAUGAAGGCUUUAGAAGCAGUCUUCAAAAUAUAAAAGACACGAAAAGUGAUGACGAUAUAAGUGUUUCUAACACUGCUAACCCUGAGAAAACCAUGCGAGUCACUAAAAACAAACUGAGGCAUGCCCAAUCAAUUGACAGUCCAAAUGAUGAUGAUGGUAUGGAGGAAGAAAAGCAGAGAAAAUCAAGUAAAAAGACUACAAAAGCAGUGGCCCACGUGACUUCAGAAGAAAUGGAACAGGAACCUUCUGAGAGGAAGGUGGAUUCUGUUUAUCAGAAAACACGAACAAAGUCACAGUUGGGUGUCGCUCUUCGGAAAAGUGACCUGGCAAGUGAAGGAAAAGAAAAUAGUGAGUUAGAUGAGGAAGAUGAGCUGAUGCAAGUAUAUCAGCUGCAAGUAGCUGAAGAAAUGGCACGGGAAAUUAAAAAGAAAAUAAGAAAGAAACUGAAGGAACAAUUGACUUACUUUUCCUCAGAUACUUUACAUGAUGACAAGUUGAGCAGUGAGAAAAAGAAAAAGAAAAAAAAGAAAAUAUCAUCUCAUUCCACCCCAUCUCAAGCCGAAACAAGGACCAUGUCCUUUUCUGAACUUGAGCGGGACAAAGCGGAGUGUGAACUAAAGACGGACUCUCCGGCCGAAGCAGGAACUUCAGAGUCUCAUCAAGGUGAUGCAGUAAACUCAGUUGCACAAGAUGUGGAAGACAGCGUGGACGAUGACAAAAAAUGCAAACCCAAAAAAACAAAAAAGAAGGUGAAAGCAGUUUCAGAUGAUAACGAAGACACUGAUGUGGAUGGAGUUCAUGAAAUAACAAGUCGAGAUAGUCCAGUUUAUCCCAAGUGUUUACUUGAUGAUAACCUUGUCUUGGGAGUUUACAUUCACCGAACUGAUCGACUUAAGUCGGAUUUUCUGAUUUCUCACCCAAUGGUAAAAAUUCAUGUGGUUGAUGAGAAUACUGGUCAGUAUGUCAAGAAAGAUGAUAGUGAACGGCCAGUUUCAUCUUACUAUGAGAAAGAGAGUGUGGAUUAUAUUCUUCCUAUUAUGACGCAGCCAUAUGAUUUUAAACAGUUAAAAUCAAGACUUCCAGAGUGGGAAGAACAAAUUAUAUUUAAUGAAAAUUUUCCCUAUUUGCUUCGUGAUGUUGAUGAGAGCCCUAAAGUUAUACUGUUCUUUGAGAUUCUUGAUUUCCUAAGCAUGGAUGAAAUUAGGAAUAGCUCUGAGAUUCAAAACCGAGAAUGUGGCUUUCGGAAAAUUGCCUGGGCCUUUCUCAAGCUGCUAGGAGCCAAUGGAAAUGUGAACAUCAAUUCAAAACUUCGCUUACAGUUGUAUUAUCCACCUACCAAACCUCGAUCCCAAACAAAUGCUCUUGAGAUUUUUGAGUGGUGGUCUAAAUGUCCAAGAAAUCGUUAUCCAUCUACAUUAUACGUAACUGUAAGAGGAUUGAAAGUCCCAGAUUGUAUAAGACCAUCUUACCGCUCUAUGAUGGCUCUUCAGGAGGAAAAAGGUCAAGCUGUGUACUGUGAGCGCCACUCAGAGUCAAGCCCAGUCGACUCUGAACCUGGAUUGGAGGAUUCAAAGGAAGCAGUUAAGUGGAAGCGGCUACCUGGACAGGCUUGCCGUAUUCCAAACAAGCACCUCUUUUCACUCAAUGCAGGAGAACGAGGGUGCUUUUGCGUUGCUUUCUCUCACAAUGGCAGAAUCUUGGCAGCUGCCUGUGCCAGCAGGGAUGGCUAUCCAAUUGUCUUAUACGAAAUCCCUUCUGGACGAUACAUGAGAGAAUUGUGUGGCCAUCUCAAUAUCAUUUAUGAUCUUUGCUGGUCGUAUGAUGAUCGCUAUAUCCUUACUGCAUCAUCUGAUGGCACUGCCAGGAUAUGGAAAAAUGAAAUAAAUAAUACUAAUACUUUCAAAGUUUUACCUCAUCCUUCCUUUGUUUACACGGCUAAAUUUCAUCCAGCUGUGAAAGAGCUGGUGGUUACAGGAUGUUAUGAUUCUGUGAUACGGAUAUGGAAGAUUGAGAUGAGGGAGAAUCCUGCCAUCUUGAUCCGACAGUUUGACACUCACAAAAGCUUUAUCAACUCUAUCUGUUUUGAUACGGAAGGUCACCACAUGUAUUCAGGAGACUGCACAGGAGUGAUUGUGGUGUGGAAUACCUACGUCAAAGUGAGUGACGUGCAGCAUUCAGUGCGACACUGGAGUGUAAAUAAGGAAAUUAAAGAGAGUGAGUUUAAAGGGAUUCCAAUAAGUUAUUUGGAGGUUCAUCCCAAUGGAAAACGUUUAUUAAUUCAUACCAAAGAUAGUACUUUGAGAAUUAUGGAUCUCCGAAUAUUAGCGGCAAGAAAAUUCGUAGGGGCUGCAAAUUAUCGCGAGAAGAUCCAUAGUACUUUGACUCCAUGUGGGACAUUUCUUUUUGCUGGAAGUGAGGAUGGUAUGGUGUAUGUUUGGAACCCAGAAACAGGAGAACAAGUCGCGAUGUAUUCUGAUCUUCCAUUCAAGUCACCUAUUCGAGACAUCUCUUAUCACCCACUUGAACAUAUGGUGGCAUUUUGUGCAUUUGGGCAGAAUGAGCCAAUCCUUCUUUAUAUUUAUGAUUUCCAUGUUGCCCAGCAAGAGGCUGAAAUGUUUAAACGCUACAAUGGAACAUUCCCAUUACCUGGGAUACACCAAAGUCAAGAUGCAUUAUGUACCUGUCCUAAGCUUCCCCAUCAAGGCUCCUUCCAGAUUGAUGAAUUUGUCCACACUGAAAACUCAUCACUGAAGAUGCAGCAAGUGAAACAGAGGCUUGAUUCUGUCACAGAGGUGAUACGGGCUUGUGCUGCAAAGGUCAACAAAAAUCUCUCUCUUACUUCAACCCCAACGUCCUCACUGCAGCCUAAGAUGAAGCCAUCGACUGUACCGUCCACACAAGAGAUUCUGCGUCAGUUUGGUUUCAGCCCGACAGGGAUUAUCAGCAUAGAAGGAAGGUCUUGUAACCAUCAUGCCGACACAGCGCCAACAGUAGUGGCGCUUUAUGACUACACGGCGAAUCGAUCAGAUGAACUAACCAUCCAUCGCGGAGACAUUAUCCGAGUGUUUUUCAAAGAUAAUGAAGACUGGUGGUAUGGCAGCAUAGGGAAGGGACAGGAAGGUUACUUUCCAGCUAAUCAUGUGGCUAGUGAAACACUAUAUCAAGAGCUACCUCCAGAGAUAAAGGAGAGAUCCCCUCCUACAAGCCCCAAGGAGAAAAGCAAAAUAGAAAAACUUUCUUCAGCUUCUCUAAAGCACCAAUCAUGUGACACAUAUAAGGCAAAUGUUUCUGUUGUCGUUUUCCACACAAGGAAGAACAAGGCUCAGGUUUGA
Messenger RNA from Elephantulus edwardii (Cape elephant shrew), 3468 nucleotides. It is a transcript of the gene AHI1, whose product is annotated as Abelson helper integration site 1. The transcript is spliced from 23 exons. Gene Ontology annotation, biological process: motile cilium assembly. Gene Ontology annotation, molecular function: protein binding. Gene Ontology annotation, cellular component: ciliary basal body. Bases 1 to 3468 code for a protein of 1155 amino acids. The record is from RefSeq and is a predicted model, not a curated record. Lineage: Eukaryota; Metazoa; Chordata; Mammalia; Macroscelidea; Macroscelididae.